Molecule: messenger RNA, 675 nt
Organism: Symbiodinium natans
Lineage: Eukaryota; Dinophyceae; Suessiales; Symbiodiniaceae
Source: the annotation of a GenBank genome assembly
AUGUCCGAUGUCGAGAUCCCCUGCCAGCAGGCCACAACAACCACACAGGAGACUGUCGAAGUGACUUACCACGUGGUCCAGGUGAACUUGCAGAUGACGGUGGAGAAUCCGGACGUCAUCACCCAGAAUACCUCCUUGGUCAACGCCAUGCGGCGUGGCAUGGCGAACUUGCUCAACGUCUCUGCGGAUGCCGUGACUGUGACCUUCGAGACGUCGCGACGCCUUGGUGGCCCGCGCCGGCUCGCCACCUCUCUGACCGCGGUCUUCUCCGUGUCCUUCACGGACGCGACGGCAGCCGAAGCGAAGCGUGUGGAAGUGGAGGCAACCACUCCAGCUGACGCAACGCAGGAGAUCGGCGCAGUGCUGACGGACGUGGGAUACCAGGGCACCGUGGAGGUCGUUGGAAAGACGGUCGCCGUGGUGGAGGAGAAGGUUCAGGUUCCUGUGACGACGGUGACGACAAGCGCUGCGGUGACGACAAGCUCCGCGGCAACGACAAGCUCCACGUCCACCUCAGAAAGCUCAUCCACAACAUCCACGACGACGGGCGCGGACGAAUCCACGAGCUCGUCAUCUUCCACGGAAGAGGUCACUCCCACUCACACGGAUGAUGCCAUGGGCCAGAGGCUUCUCUUACCCACCCUGCUGGCCAUCCUGGCAGUGUCAUCCUUGUGA